Patella vulgata (common limpet) is the source of this 952-nucleotide messenger RNA. RefSeq lists its product as uncharacterized. The coding region runs from base 185 to 916 and encodes 243 amino acids. NCBI's taxonomy places the organism in Eukaryota, Metazoa, Mollusca, Gastropoda, Patellidae. The record is from RefSeq and is a predicted model, not a curated record. The transcript has 4 exons.
GUUGAUUUUUUUUGCAGAGCAUCUAAUCUUUGUCUGUUUUGAGGUUCUGGUUGUUUUUAAAGAACUUCAAAUCUGUGUCUGUUUUGGAUUCAAGUUAUUUUUGCAGAACGUCUAAUCUUUGGCUGUUUUGUGGCUGACGUUAUCACAAUUGCUGUCAAAUCUCCACAGUGUUUAUUAUACAACAAUGAAUCGCGAUAAGAGCAGGGAUAAGAAUAUGUCGCGGACAUUUAUUGGAAAACGGGGAUGUUGUUUUAUAUGUGUAUUCAUAUUUCUUUCUAUGAUAGUCGCUGUUUAUUUAACUUACUUCCGACAUCCGCCGGCUGACGAGCUGCUUCGUAUGAACAACCACAGAUUUUCAAUGGAUUCAUCUCAUAAUGUAAAAUCAGAAAAUCCGAAUGCCAAACAAUCAUCUGAAUCAGAUGCAGAAAAUGAUACAAAUGUUGCGGACUUACCCGUUGCAGAAGAUAAAGAGAGAGCUAAAUGGGAAAAAUUUCUGAGAGAGAAAAAUUAUGUUUCAAUCGGAGAGGUUUUUGACAGUUGUGAUGCUAAAAGUAGAAAAAUGGUUGGACAGACAAUUAUGUUGAAGGAUGAAAAACACGGAGGAGUCAAAACGCGAACAUUUUUAAAUUUUACAACAGAGUACAAUGUAACUGGAGGCGAGUUUUUCAUCGACGUGAAAUAUAAUGACAAUGAUUUAUUUGAUAAUCAUUGGGAGGUAUGUGGCCUUACGUAUUACAAUGAUGAAGGUGAAGAAGAAGUGCUAGCUGAUUGUCCUUACCCUAAAGGAUUUCACAGUUACACAAAAGAUAGAAAAAUCCCGGACUAUUUACCAAAGGGCAAAUUUGAAACGAAUAUAUGGAUUACAGAUCAAAACAAGGAAGCUGUACUAUGUGGCCGAUCAAUCUUUGUUUUAUGAGCAUUUAUGAAAAUAUAAUUAAAUUAUUUAAAAUCA